Symbiodinium pilosum is the source of this 1908-nucleotide messenger RNA. Lineage: Eukaryota; Dinophyceae; Suessiales; Symbiodiniaceae. The record is from the annotation of a GenBank genome assembly.
AUGCACUUCAACCCCUUCUCAACCUUCUGUGCGAAGAGCCUGGCGAUUGAGCUCUUGGACCAAGACGCUCUUGCGGCGGUUGUGCUGGAAAUGUUCGAUGAGAGGUGGCAGCGAAUGCAAACGCUGCACCCCAGCGGCUCCUUCCAGAGAACUUUGCUGGACAACGAGAUGCAGGCUGUGGCAGAGACAGCUGGGGAAGGUCCUGUUCCGGUCUUGUUCGCCGACCUAUCUGACGAAGAGCUGGAUGUGGUUCUUCAACAAGUUUCAGCAACAACACUUCAGGACAUGCGAAGCCUCAGCGGCUGGUCAAACAUUGUUUCCGAUGUAGCAGACUGCUUUUCUACGCUUGCUUCAGGCGGAAGGAAUGCAAGCAGCUGUAGAAAUUCUAGCAGCGAGCUCGACGGGUCAGAUGCAUCUUCAGUCUCAUUUGUUGUGGCCUUAUUUCUACUUCUCGUAUCCACUCCCAUUGCGAUUUUCCGCAACAUUCUGGUCCUGGCUAUGGAAGCUCCAUUUUGUGCACGUUACGGUGGACAGCAGAUCCUGGCCAAGGGCGAGCAUGGCGAGCCAGCACUGCACCGCAUUCAGGGCAUGUGGGGUCGACUUGCCCCACAGACAACCCUCAUGGAUGAGGUCAUCCUUGCCAACUUGCAGGCACUUCCAAAGGCGACAUCUUCUUCGCUUGGACUGCGUGUGGCAACAGCCUUUCAGCGUUUGCUUUCAGCGUACGGAGUUCAUGCCGGUCCCAUCCGGGUGCUGAAGGUCAAUUCGUUCAAGGAUGGACAGCGAGAUCUUCUGUGCGACAUAGACAUUCCGUUCUCUUCGUCACCUUGUGGCGUUGCCAGACUUCUGGAGAGGGCUCUGUUCAGUGAAGAGGCACAGAGGCCAGAAGCGACAAGCCUUCUGCAUGUACUUCGUGCUGUCAGUGCCCAAAUCAGUACGCUGAAAGUUGAGAUCAGGCCUUCCAAAGAGAGGCUCGUGAAUAGUCUGCGCAUGGCAAUCCCCAAGACGAUCAUCUUGCCCAGAAGGGUGGACUCCAUGAUCCAGGCAUCGCUGAAAUUCUUCCGGGUCUACAGGCCCGUUCUGGACACACUGCACAAAGAGGAGUCACAGGAGCUUGAAAGCUUGCUGACAAGGCCAAGCUUAUGCCUCCGUGGUGGGCACCUGGUUGCUCAAGAGCCUCAGAUGUUGAAAGACACUUGCUGGCAUGGGGUCCGUGAGCUUUCCGGCCUGCUCGCCAUCAGUCAGGCAGCGCACCUGCAACUGAAGGAGCUGUUGGCUCCAGGCAGCUCCUGGGCGAAGACGGUGGUUGGGGAUGUGCCCUCGAAGCAUCCAAGCCGAGCCUGGCAAUCAGGGCCAGAGUCUCUCCUGCCUGAUGCACUGCACCUUGACCCAGGCGUGAAACGACGUGAGAAGCUUGUCGAAGAGGUGCUGUCCUCGCAGAGGGCCUACGAGCUGCAGGAUACAGCCGCCCACGAUCUUUUGGCUUCACGCUUGCACGUACACUUCGAGACCUUGGCAGACCUGUGCACUGGCCUGGCCCGUGCGGAGCGCUCCCUGGACAUCGUUUGGCUUCGCAACAGGUUCCGGGAUCCAGAUUGCUUUGGGUAUCCAUGUGUGCAGAGCCUUGCCACAUUAUGCUGGGAGUACGGCAGCGUGUUCAAGAUCCACGACACCUGUCCAGGGAGUGCACUUGGGAUCACAUCAGCAAGAUCACCUUUCAUAACAAGCGCUUGUUUGAGGCCAAGACAGGAGAGGAAGUUGCCGAACUUUGUGAGGAGCUCCACAAGGCGUUUCUUGCUUGCGGCAUCCGCAGCAAUCUUGACACGGCUGAGGCUGCUCUUGCAGACGUUCUGGAUUGCACGCGACAACGGCUGCGAUGGAGCUUUGACGCAGAGCUUGAGCGGGUGA